AUGUCUUCUUCAGUGGUAUUAGACAAUGUAGAUGACUAUUUGGCGCCAUCGCAAGCUUGCAUCAAUCCGCUUUUCCAGCCCCCUGACGCCGCCAAGGCUGACGACGACAAGGCAACACGAACGACAAUCGCCAAGGUCGUUCCUCGUCGCAGAAGACGGAGAACCCCAAUAUCUGAUGAAUCAAAAUCAUCAUCGACUACCACUGCCACUGGUACUGGUAAUGGUACUAAAAAUAAGACUGAAACCAUCCAAAAUGAAGAAGGGGACAAAGCUGCAACAACAAGCGAGCAGGGGAAGAAAGAUUCGGUUGUCAAGGCAUCGAUUGCUGAUUGCUUGGCUUGUUCCGGUUGCGUGACAACAGCAGAAACAGUUUUGUUGGAGCAACGUCAUUCCCUCCAAUCCCUGCGUCAGAAACUGGAAUUCGCUCGGGGACGAUCCCGCACCAUCACCAUUUCUCCGCAUUCCUGGGCGGAUAUUUGUCGCCACUGGAAUCUAUCAUCAUCUCCCUCCGUAUCAAACAGCCACUGCACAGACAAUCGGAAGAAUCGGAUCCAAGAUCCCUUUCGCCUUCAAUUUACGACGCUGUUGAGCCAGGUUUUGGAUGCAGAUAUUGUCGUAGAUGGCAGUCUUCCUUUGCAGUGGACCUGGUUGGAGGAAGCACAGGAAUUUGUUGAACUGUACCGUAGCCGGCAGAGGCGUCUAGCUGAUUCACAACAAUCAGAUUUGUAUGAAGAAGAAAAAAACGACUUGAACGCAAGUAAACGAAAAAGUCCUCCUUUAACAUCCACUGCAGUCGAUGGCACAAAGACAACCUACUAUUUUCCUGAAGGGACAUCGAAGACAGUAGACAACAGCAAAGAUGAAUAUGAUGAGACAUCCUUACCCUUGAUCAGUGGCUCGUGCCCUGCUUUGGUGUGCCUAGUGGAAAAAUCAAGAUCCAAUCUGGUCCCUCACUUGUCACGAACUCAAUCACCAAUGAGUAUGAUGGGAUCAGUUUUGAAGAGACUAGAACAAGACCAGAACCACGAGAAUAAAAUUAUCACAAAAACUGCUACAGACACGUGGGAUCACUGGGCGAUCAUGCCAUGCCAUGACAAGAAGUUGGAAGCAUCACGCCAGGAUUUUGUGUUUCCAAAUCCCAAAAGGAGCGCCGUUGAUUUAGUCAUUACUACCUCCGAGUGCGUGGAGCUGAUUGAGGAAUAUGUGCGAUCUCAAAAAAAAGACGAAUCGCAUUGUGCGGAGUUGACAGUGGCAUCUUAUCUUCAAGAUUUGCCUUUAGCGAAACAAAAGGCUAUUACCGAAUACCACGAAGUUCCUUCCAAAGCUCCAACUGAAGCAACAUACUUGACAACAACGUCAAAUUCGAGUUUAGCGUUCGGAAAUAAUGACAACACGAACAAGAUGGUUUCAAAGACACAAGGAGCCAUAGCAUCUGCACACUCCUCAGGAAGUCAUGCUGAUUUCAUAUUUUUGUAUGCCGCACAUGAACUCUUUGGGUGUGUUUUGGACACGGUAUCAUGGAGUUCCGCCGAAGCCGUGAAUACUGGGCAUGAUGAACCCAGUAACGACAGUGCUGCAAGCGAUAGUCGAAAGAGAGUAAUCAAGAGUGCCCGGCUAGCACGCGCACAAAGGCAGCACUACUACAAGGCUCAACUAUUUCGGCAACAGGAUGGUACCUAUUCACAGACACCAUCAGCUUCAUCUCCUGUCUUGGAGUUUUCGAUUGCUCAUGGAAUGCAAACCAUGCAAAGGGCUUUAACGGAGGCUUUAACGGAGUUGGAAGAAAAAAGUAAUAGUAGCGCGUCGACGAUGCAAUACUUGGAGGCAAUGGCUUGCCCUCAUGGCGGAUGCAUCAACGGUGGGGGCGCUAUUUCAACUCGGGCCACAACUAACGGAGCCAUUGUUCGGGAGACGCCAACCGAAACGCGUCAGCGAGUCCAAAAAUCAUUGCAUUAUCUGGAACUUCCUCCUCGUCCGUCGCAUUCUGGUAAACCGAAUGGUAUCGGAAGCAGAAGGACGCGCUAUCAUGCUGUGCCCCAAAUGCAACACACUCUAGGGGCCACUGCAGGUGUGAAGGUAGAGGAUAUUCAAUGGUAA
Cylindrotheca closterium is the source of this 2097-nucleotide messenger RNA. Lineage: Eukaryota; Bacillariophyta; Bacillariophyceae; Bacillariales; Bacillariaceae. The record is from the annotation of a GenBank genome assembly.